Solanum pennellii is the source of this 506-nucleotide messenger RNA. RefSeq lists its product as uncharacterized. The transcript has a single exon. The record is from RefSeq and is a predicted model, not a curated record. Lineage: Eukaryota; Viridiplantae; Streptophyta; Magnoliopsida; Solanales; Solanaceae. Bases 72 to 284 code for a protein of 70 amino acids.
UCUGCAAACAUCACAACAGAGAGAAGCUUACAUUUGAGUACCUAACAAAAGACACGAUACUUGAAAUAAAGAUGGUGGCAGAUUGGGGGCCAGUGGUGGUUGCAGUGGCGAUGUUCAUCUUACUGUCACCAGGAUUGCUAUUUCAGCUACCAGCAAGGACUCGAGUGAUUGAGUUCGGGAACAUGUACACAAGUGGGAUUUCCAUCCUAGUUCAUGCCAUCUUAUUCUUCUGUAUAUAUACAAUCUUGAUAGUUGCUAUUGGUGUUCACAUACGAUCGGGUUGAUACUACUAGCAAUAAAGGCAGCAUUUGAGUUUUCUUCUUGGCCAAAUUUUCAUCUCUUCUUGGAAUGCUUUUGCAGAAGAGGGAAUUCUUGUUUUCUCUUAUGUUUCUUUUCUUUUGAACUAGUUGGAUCUACUGAAACACUCUGACAAAGUGUUGUGCCUUAUAUAUCAAAAUGUGUAUCAAAUUCAUCAAAUGAAAGGAACAAGUUUUUGGACCACUUCA